AUGGCUGGACUGCUUCAGACCAACGUUUCUUUGAAGAACAUCUCAGUUGAGCAAUAUGAGCUGCAUUCGAGCUGUCAGAUGAGUCCUUCAGUCCAGCACCAGAACGUCUUAAUCCCUACCAUUUACAGCAUUAUUUGCAUCCUGGGUGUUUUGGGAAAUGGAUUGGUGGUGUUUGUAUUGAGUCACAGCUCAAGUCGUAAGACGGUGGCUAACACGUACAUCCUGAACCUGGCGCUGUCUGACCUGCUGUUCGUCCUCAGCCUUCCGUUCUGGGCUGUUUACUACUCUUUCGACUAUGACUGGAUCUUCGGAAAGCUCAUGUGCAAGCUGUGCGGUGGUCUGCUCACGCUCAACCUGUACGCCAGCAUCUUCUUCAUCACCUGUAUGAGCAUAGACCGCUACAUGGCUAUCGUACAUCCACUGAAGGCUCAGCGGUGCAGGAACGUUUGCAGAGCAAGGGUGGUCAGUUUUAUAGUUUGGUUUGCUGCCGGACUGGCCUCAGUUCCAACCCUGAUUUUUCGUGACACUCUUGCUAUUGGUGAUGUUAACGCUUGUGUGAUCCAGUUCCUCAGUCCGAGCUGGUUUGUCGGGUUUGCAUUGAUGAAGAACAUCUUGGGUUUCCUCCUGCCCUUCGCCAUCAUCACCAGCUGCUACUGCAGCAUUGGGAAGCAUCUUCUCACAGCGCCCGGUCUAGACAAGAGCACCAGCAACCUGGAUAAAGUUCUCAAGAUGGUAGGAGCUGUGGUGCUCGCUUUCUUCUUCUGCUGGUUCCCCUUCCACAUGCUCACAUUCCUGGACGUCCUGGUGAGCCUCAAAGUGCUCCAGCUCUGCAGUGUCAGCAAUAUAAUCAGCCUCGGAAUGCCCUUCACUAUCUGCUUAGGCUUCUCCAAUAGCGCCAUCAACCCUUUCCUGUACUGCUUUGUAGGAAACCACUUCCGUGAGCAGUUAGGAGGCCUGACCCAGACCCUCAGCUUAGGAUCCUCUCAGAAACGAGGGUCGUUCAGCACCAGGUUAAGUUCCUUUACCAGGAAGCUGAGUGACCUCAGAGAUCUGUCGCCUCUGGAGAACGAAGCAGUAUGAACGGACAACAUGGACUUUUGUGUGUGUGCUGAUGGACUUUUUAUGGUCGUCUUUAUAUUUUUGGUCUGUAAUCCUAAAGAGUAAAUCAGAUUUUUUGGAGCAGUGCCACAGAUGGAACACUUUUGAUUCCCAGAUUUCUGUCAUGGCUGGAGAACAUGAAGCCGUUUAUCAUUUGUAA
Messenger RNA from Trichomycterus rosablanca, 1258 nucleotides. RefSeq names its product type-2 angiotensin II receptor-like. The transcript has a single exon. NCBI's taxonomy places the organism in Eukaryota, Metazoa, Chordata, Actinopteri, Siluriformes, Trichomycteridae. Gene Ontology annotation, biological process: brain development; cell chemotaxis; immune response. Gene Ontology annotation, molecular function: C-C chemokine binding; C-C chemokine receptor activity; angiotensin type II receptor activity. Gene Ontology annotation, cellular component: external side of plasma membrane; membrane. The record is from RefSeq and is a predicted model, not a curated record. The coding region runs from base 1 to 1080 and encodes 359 amino acids.